CAAGUUGCCAACCUCUGCCAGGCUGCCUGCCCUUGAGGCUCAUGCCAUGAGAGCCGGGAUGCCCAUUCUUCAGGGAGUCUACACCCCUGAGUGCCCUGGACUCAGAGUGGUCUGAGGGGAUGUGUUGGUGGGCUUUUAGGGGGUUGCGUUGCAAAACCCCAAGAGUCAUGAAACUUAGCUUAUAGGUGCCAUGUCAGCAGCCUCUGGCCUUAACCCUGCCACUUCACCUCCUUGGGCUUUAGUUCCUCAUCUGUAAAAUGAGAAUCAAGCUACCUGUCCAAAGGACUGGACGAUUUCUGAAACCCCUUUAUCGCAGAAUCUAAUGUGACAGUGAGUUUAUCUUUGAGGAUAGAUGAAGUGAUCUGAAGUAGAUAUUCAAAGUGUGGGUUUGGGCAUUAGUCAAUUGUGGCUUUAAAUCCUGACUGCUACCCCCUAGUUUAGCAGGCUUGGGAUUAUUACUUUUCUGAGCUUCAGUUUCCUUAUCUAUAACGUGUGGUUUAGAACAAAGGUACCUACUUUAUGGGGUUGCUAUGGGUAUAAAUAACCUUGUACCAUAAAGUGCUGAGGAAGUGCUCAGUAGAGGGGAAGUUGUUUGGGUUUUUUGUUCGUUUUCAAUUCAAGGAAAAUGCUUUGAGCGGACAAAGUUCACAUUAGAGGUGAGUUGUGGUGGGGGAAGGGAAGUGUGUUUCUAUUUUGCUGUGUAAUGGAAAGAGCAUAGGUUUUGGAUUCCGCAAUCUUGAGUUUGUGUCUAGGCUGCACAAUUUCUUGUGUGACCCUGGGCAAGCUCCUUUACCCUCUCUGCUUUCUUUGUGAGAAAGGAAGUUGAUGUGAAGCCAGUGUUUGGGGCCUGUAAAUAUUCAAUGCAUUGGGAGAAUAAAUCUAUCAUCAACCAUCGUUUAGAACAUUCUGUGUGACAGGCACUGUUCUAAUUGCUAGGGAUAUAGUGGUGAACGGUUGCAAAACUCACAGCCGCCCUCCGAAAUAGGCUUUAUUAAUAGGCCCACCUUAGGGAUAAGGAAACAGGCUCAAAGAAGCCCCAGGUAUCCUGUUUAAGACAAAACCAGACAAAGCCAGAAACAGAAACCACAGUAAUGAUACUAGCUGACUUCCGCUGAGUGCACAGUGCAUGCCAGGCACUGUACCGGAGAGGAUUCCAUCCUGUAAUUCUCAUAACCACCGGUGUGGCAGGAACAUCAGCCCGCUGGUGCCGUGAGGAAACGGAAAGCCUGCGGCUCCUUAGAGGGGUCCUGGGCUCAGUCCAGAGCAUCUUGCUGCUUUUUGUGGACUCCUCCUCGAAUCUAAAGGGAAUACAAUAGAGCGGGAGUGGCUCCAAUAGGGCUCUGGGGACCGUCUCUUCCCUCUCCCCCAUCCCAAGUACGGCGACAAAGCCUUGCGCUGUGCCACCAUGCGGCAGAAGGCGGUAUCGCUCGUCUUGUGCUACCUGCUACUCAACACCUGCGUCUGCGAGGAGACAGAAGAAAGUGAGUCCGGGUUCUGGGGCACGCUGACCUACAUGGCCGUCGGAGGAGGGCUCAUGGCCGUGGCGCUGCCCGCGCUGGGCUUCACGAGCACAGGCAUCGCCGCCAACUCGGUGGCUGCCUCGCUGAUGAGCUGUUCGGCCGUGGCGAACGGGGGCGGAGUGCCCGCCGGGGGGCUGGUGGCCACGCUGCAGAGCCUGGGGGCUAACGGUGGCAGUGCCCUCAUGGCCAAGAUUGGGGCCCUUCUGGGCUAUACUGUCCACAAGCAAAUCGAAAGCAGAGGGAAGGAGAGAGCGGAUGAGGAGUAGCUAGCAGCUCCCUGGACCCCCCUCCUUCCUCCUUGUCUUCCUUUUCCAGCUGCAGUCCAGAGGUUCCUCUUUCACACUUGGCAAUGACCUAGGUAAAAAAAACAGAAUAAACGUCUCUCAGAAAACA
This is a messenger RNA of Lagenorhynchus albirostris (white-beaked dolphin), 1913 nucleotides long. It is a transcript of the gene IFI6, whose product is annotated as interferon alpha inducible protein 6. The record is from RefSeq and is a predicted model, not a curated record. Bases 1406 to 1786 code for a protein of 126 amino acids. The transcript has 4 exons. Gene Ontology annotation, biological process: negative regulation of mitochondrial depolarization; apoptotic signaling pathway; negative regulation of extrinsic apoptotic signaling pathway in absence of ligand. NCBI's taxonomy places the organism in Eukaryota, Metazoa, Chordata, Mammalia, Artiodactyla, Delphinidae. Gene Ontology annotation, cellular component: membrane; mitochondrion.